Molecule: messenger RNA, 1809 nt
Organism: Lithohypha guttulata
Lineage: Eukaryota; Fungi; Ascomycota; Eurotiomycetes; Chaetothyriales; Trichomeriaceae
Gene: DBP9
Product: ATP-dependent DNA/RNA helicase
Exons: 1
Coding region: 1-1809 (602 amino acids)
Molecular function (GO): RNA helicase activity; nucleic acid binding; ATP binding
Source: RefSeq, a predicted model, not a curated record
AUGAAACGCAAGCUUGACGAGAACGAUGCGCCAACAGUGGAAGUACCAUUUAAAGCAGCAGAAAGCCUUCAAUCCAACAAACCGACAUUUGACUCUUUGAACCUCGAUGCCCGCCUACUGCAGUCCUUAGCGAAGUCGAAGUAUCUCGAACCGACCCCUGUGCAAGCACAAGUAAUACCACUGGCUAUUGAAGGCAGGAAUAUAUUAGCAAAGUCGAAGACUGGUAGCGGCAAGACUGCUGCGUACGUUCUGCCAUGUAUACAAGCAAUACUUGAAGCCAAGGCACAUGGCUCCAAGUCAAAGGGCAUCUCGGUUCUGGUGCUGGUCCCGACUCACGAGCUCUCAGAUCAAGUCGCACGCACUUUCGCUAGUCUCAGCGAAUUCUGCGGAAAAGAGGUUAGAGCAUUGAACUUGAACCAAAAGGCCAGCGCAUCUGUACUUGCAGCAAAACUCAAUGAGACGCCGGAUGUGCUCGUAUCGACUCCAGGAAAGGUGGCGCAGUUACUCACCAGUUCAACCUUGUCUCUGAGCACGAUAGCAAAGUUGAUAAUCGACGAAGCCGAUCGUGUACUCUCCUAUGGUCACGAGGAAGAUAUCGAAAAGAUUUCCAAAGCCGUUCCUGCAGGAAUUCAAACCUUUCUCAUCAGUGCCACGUUGACACCUGAAGUCGACCAGCUGCGGUCAACCUUCGCUCAGGACUACGCUGUCGUCGACGUGGAGGACAAAGAAGAGGAAGGUCAAGAGGUUAAACAGUACAUGAUUAAAUGUGGUGAAGAAGACAAGUUCCUGCUCAUAUAUGUUAUAUUCAAGCUGAAGUUGGUGAAAGGGAAGUGCAUCAUAUUUGUUCAAGACAUCGAUCGCAGUUACAGGUUAAAGCUAUAUCUUGAGCAGUUUGGCAUCAGGUCCUGCAUUCUCAACUCUGAAUUACCCGUCAAUUCUCGACUACAUGCUGUGCAAGAAUUCAACCGAGGCUUGUAUGACAUCCUGAUAGCCGCAGACGAGCAGGAAGUUAUUGGAGGCAUCCAACGGAAAUCGAGGAAAGUAGAUGCAGAAUCGGGACCGGAAAAUGGCUCAGCAAGUGAAGAGGAAGAAAAUCAAACGACCACCAAGAAGUCCACGAAACCCCGACAGAAAGACUUUGGCGUAUCUCGCGGAAUCGACUUUCAAAAUGUUUCUUGUGUUCUCAACUUCGAUCUGCCCACAACUUCCAAAUCGUACACUCACCGCAUCGGUCGUACUGCGCGAGCUAGCAAAUCCGGCACGGCAAUUUCAUUCGUUAUACCCACCGAAGAGUUCGGCAAGCACAAAUACACAUCCGUCUCCUCAUCACGCCACGACGAACGAGUGAUGGGAAGGAUCAAAGCACGACAAGCCAAAAGGGGCCGAGAAAUCCUAGAUCACCCCUUCAACAUGUCACAAGUCGAAGGUUUCCGAUACCGCAUGCAAGAUGCACUAAAAGCAGUCACUCCCAACAAGAUCCGAGAAGCAAGAACGCGAGAAAUCAAGCAAGAACUCCUCAAAAGCGACAAGUUGUCCAAGCAUUUCGAGGAGAAUCCAGAGGACUUGAAAGCGCUCAGACACGAUACCAGCAGUGGCGCGGGUAUCAUUCGUGUACAAAAUCAUCUCAAGCACGUUCCUGAAUAUCUUUUGCCAGGAGGAAAGCGCCAAAAGGCUGGGGAUGGGGCGUUCGUUAGCUUCAAUAAGAACGAGAAGAAGGGGGCAGGACAGGGAGGGAGACAGUACAGAGGUAAGAAGCCUCAGGGUCGUAGGAUUGAUCCGUUAAAGAGUUUUAAGACCAAGAGGAAAUGA